AUAUUAUUACCAAAAACGACGUCGGACAAAUUUUUGCGCCGAGAUGAGUUAUCUUUUGAAGACGUUAACGAAGAAGGAAGAGAUUGAUCGGAUCAUCAGAGACACCAUUGAUGAAGUUCUUGUUUUACGAUUUGGUCGUUGCUCUGACGACGUUUGUCUUCAGCAUGACGAAAUUCUUGCGAAAUCGGUGAGAGAUGUUUCGAAAUUCGCUAAGGUAGCUUUGGUUGAUGUUGAUUCAGAGGAAGUUCAAGUGUAUGUGAAGUAUUUUGACAUUACUUUGUUUCCUUCGACGAUCUUCUUCUUCAAUGCGCAUCACAUGAAAUUGGAUUCUGGAACUGCUGAUCAUACUAAAUGGGUUGGUGCAUUUCACAUAAAACAAGACUUUAUUGAUGUUGUUGAGGCAAUAUAUCGAGGAGCGAUGAAAGGGAAGCUGAUUGUGCAAUGUCCGGUACCGCCGGAGAGGAUACCAAAGUAUCAACUCUUGUACAAGGAUGUGUAGAAACUAAAUUACAAUGCAAAAUCUGUUUCUCAUUCUUUUAUGUUGGCAAUAAUAUUUACAUUGACAU
Molecule: messenger RNA, 566 nt
Organism: Arabidopsis arenosa
Lineage: Eukaryota; Viridiplantae; Streptophyta; Magnoliopsida; Brassicales; Brassicaceae
Source: the annotation of a GenBank genome assembly